AUGGGGAGAGAUGCCGCGGGUUGCGGGACAGGCGCGGGGUCAGCCGCGGGAGUUCCGGCAGCGGAGGUGGAGCGACUAAGCGAGCGGCUGUCGCUGGUGGCGGACCUGCGACUGCCGCAUGCGAUGGAGAGUCGCGGCGACGCCGUGACCUCCGGAGAGAAGAAGGACCACCUUGCUUCCUUACUACAGCGCGACCCGGCCGUGUUCCUAGAGCGGUACGGAGGGUUGCUGCGGGAGGAGGAGCUGCGGGCGUUUGAUGGCAUGGCGGGGGACUAUGAGAUCGCAUGGCACAUGCGACGACUGCGUCCCUCCAACCACCCGUCAUCGCUGCACCCGUCGGCCGCUGCUGUAGUGAAGAACCGUCGCCUGGCGUUCAUGACUCGCCUGGAACGGGAGGGCGUGUUUUUCAGCGAGGAGGCAAUGAGGGAGAGAGAUCCCCUACUGCACCAGGAUUACCUGGGAGGAUUCGACAGAGCACCCGGAGCAGUGGCGGCACCAGCAGGGAGAGGCGAGGAAGGAGGGGGGGAUGGAGGCGGAGGGGUAGGGGGAGGAGGGGGGGAAGGAGGGGGAGGGGGAGUGGGUGCGGGAGUAGGAGCAGGAGUGGCAGCGGGAAGGGGGAUGGGGGGCAGUGCAGAGGGUAUGUUUGUGGCUCGGCCGGGGGAGAGAUUGUGGGAGAUGCUUCUGCGGCAGACUGAUGAGGUGGCGAUACAGCAAGCUCUGGUGCGAGAAAGGAGGGAGCGAGAGGGAGGAGCGAGAGGGCGAGGUGGGCGGGGAAGUAUGAUGGAGGAGGAAGAGGAAGAGGAGGAAGAAGAGGAGGAGGAAGAGGAGGAAGAGGAGGAAGAGGAGGAGGAGGAAGAGGAGGAGGAGGAAUGGAUAUGA
This is a messenger RNA of Closterium sp. Yama58-4, 879 nucleotides long. NCBI's taxonomy places the organism in Eukaryota, Viridiplantae, Streptophyta, Zygnematophyceae, Desmidiales, Closteriaceae. The record is from the annotation of a GenBank genome assembly.